This is a messenger RNA of Python bivittatus (Burmese python), 601 nucleotides long. Lineage: Eukaryota; Metazoa; Chordata; Lepidosauria; Squamata; Pythonidae. The record is from RefSeq and is a predicted model, not a curated record.
AUCGUGUGGCCUGCUCUUCCCCCGCAGCCGUGAAGGAGGUCGUGGCCAUGGGAACCGGCACGAAGUGCAUCGGCCAGUCCGAGAUGCGGGAGACGGGGGACGUCCUCAACGAUAGUCACGCGGAGGUGGUGGCCAAGAGGAGCUUCCAGAGGUAUCUUCUUCACCAACUUUGGCUAGCAGCUGUAGGUCAAGAACCUAGCAUCUUCACCCUUGGAACCGAAAAAGGGAAAUGGGUUCUCAAACCACAUAUCAGCUUUGUUUUUUUCACCAGUCACACACCUUGUAAGUAUUGUCAGAAUAACCUCAUUAGCAUGCUGGACUUGGAAGAAUUGCUCCUUAGUUACUCCUUAGUUGUCUUGGUAGAUGACUUGGUAUGGCUGCAUUUUAUUCGAGUGUGUGUUGUGGAAAGAAGGGAGAGUUAAAAUUUCAGAAGUGGAAAAACUCAGUUUCUGAAUGGGACAAUAGACGUGGACUAGAGAGAUCAUGAAACUUAUUUGGGUCAGUAGCUCACUUUGAUGACCCACCUCAGAAACUUCUUGAGAUCAUAAAAUGGGACAUGCCUUCACAUUCUCUGUAUGGAAGGACUGGAUAUACAGUACUG